This is a messenger RNA of Erpetoichthys calabaricus (reedfish), 511 nucleotides long. RefSeq lists its product as uncharacterized. Bases 194 to 418 code for a protein of 74 amino acids. NCBI's taxonomy places the organism in Eukaryota, Metazoa, Chordata, Cladistia, Polypteriformes, Polypteridae. The record is from RefSeq and is a predicted model, not a curated record. The transcript has 5 exons.
AUAGCCGUUCCCUCCCAUGCCUGUGACACGUGACUCGUGACUCAACAGGAAGCCUGUUUAAACCGCAUUCCAUCUCCUAGCUCAGGCUCUAUAAAUACUGGAGACAACUGACUGGGAACGGCAAAGAGGCUUUGAGUGACAUUACAAAGUUCUUUUCCAAGCAGAAGGAGAUCCAAGCAGAAGAAGGAGAACCAUGAGUGACAAACCAGUCAAAGAUGCCGGAAAGGCCGGUGAACAUGGAUGUGGGGGAAAGGGAAAAGGACACGGACACGGUGAAGGCCAUUGCCAUGGGGAGCACAAGCAUGAUGACCACAAGCAUGGGGAGCACAAGCAUGGAGAGCACAAGGAAGGAGAAGGCAAGUGCCAUGGUAAAGGAGGAGAGCAUGCUGGCAAAGAGUGUGGCAAAGGCAAAAAGUGAGUGAUCUGAGCGUCCAACUGGAAGAAAACCAACAAAAGACCCCCAAAGUGUAUAUCAAUAUUAUCUACAAUACACAAGCAGUACUUUUGUAUA